Strongylus vulgaris is the source of this 987-nucleotide messenger RNA. The record is from the annotation of a GenBank genome assembly. Lineage: Eukaryota; Metazoa; Nematoda; Chromadorea; Rhabditida; Strongylidae.
AUGUACACAUUCUUUGGAACACUGUUGGAUUCAUACCUCGAAUGAGGAGAACUUCUCCUUCCUGAAUGUCUGGUCAUGGAUGCAUGUGUAACUGAAAAAGAAGCGAUGUUAAAACUUGCCAUAGAACCUGAACGUCUAAGACCAUCCUAUAGGAUACAUACAGAUUGUUUGGAUGAGGCUGAUCCGCGUAAAAUCUUACAAUGUUUGAUCUGCCACCAGUUGAUCGCGCUUAAGGAUGACUUGUUGGAGCGGAUCUGGAGCACACAUGAACUUUCUCCUGCUCAUCGGCACGUUAUGGCUAUAAAACAAUUUUUAGAACAAUCUAAUGUUGAAUAUGUCUUGGACAGUGACAUUCCUGGAUCAGAUCCAAGUAAUUCGAUUGGUUGGAGAACCGAAAAUUAUUGUAGUUAUGGUCCAAUCUGUGGCAUAAAGUUCCUCGUUGCAUUUAGAAAAUACAGCUUCUGUUCACUAUGUUGUUGUAAAGUUGAGUCAAUUGAACGUCACUUUGCUAGCGAAAAUCAUAUCAUGCAGUUUCUGACAAUAUCUAACCCCGUUGAAAUGUUCCGCGUUUCCCAGUUUCCGCGACAGUCUCGUAUGUCAAAAGUUCUUGAGAUGAUGGCAAAUCCAAAGUUUUCUUUUGGAAAUGAGCAAAGCAGAAGAGUUUAUGCGGACUGGUUUCCGGAAAAUAUGACUGUAACUCUGAAGCAUGAAACACAUGAGUUUCCCACUUUAAUGCCUCCGCUUACCCCUCUCGGGAUUGACUCCGCAUGUUUGUUUUGCACGGUUUGCUGGCUGGCUGUUCGCGUUGACAAGGAUACUGAGGAUAAAUGUGAAAGUGUUUGGAAUUUGCACUGUGCAGAAUCAACACAUUUCGAAUUUGCUGCGCGCAGGGCUUCUUUCGGAUUCCAUGAUGAUUUUUUUGUACCUAUGUCGUCAAAUGUUCCAAAAGCUCCGUGGAAUUUGCAUGGAAGCUGGAAGGAAAUUAAG